Heterostelium album PN500 is the source of this 1026-nucleotide messenger RNA. RefSeq lists its product as uncharacterized. Gene Ontology annotation, biological process: protein O-linked glycosylation via mannose. The record is from RefSeq and is a predicted model, not a curated record. NCBI's taxonomy places the organism in Eukaryota, Evosea, Eumycetozoa, Acytosteliales, Acytosteliaceae. Gene Ontology annotation, molecular function: mannosyltransferase activity; protein binding. Gene Ontology annotation, cellular component: endoplasmic reticulum. The transcript has a single exon. Bases 1 to 1026 code for a protein of 341 amino acids.
AUGACACAACAACAAUUAUUCUUGAAAUCAAUAGAAUGUGAUCCAACCAAUUCCUAUUCAUACUAUAACCUUGCAAUAACACUUUCAAGCGGUGAAUCAAUCACACUUCAUAACGGUCAAUCAAUGACAAAACAACAACUAUACUUGAAAUCAAUAGAAUGUGAUCCAAACAAUUCCUAUUCAUACAAUAACAUUGCAGUGAAACUUUCACCUGGUGAAUCAAUCACACUUCCUAAUGGUGAACAAAGAAUGACAGAACAAAAUUUUUUCUUAAAAUCAAUAGAAUGUGAUCCAAACCUUUCACAUUCAUAUUUUAACCUUGCAAAGAGACUUUUAAGUGAAUCAAUCGCACUUCAUAACGGUCAAUCAAUGACACAGCAACAACUAUACAUGAAAGCAAUAGAAUGUGAUCCAAACUAUUACAGAUCAUAUUAUUGCUUCGCAUUGACACUUUCAAGUGGUGAAUCAAUCACAUUUCCUAAUGGUCAAUCAAUGACACAACAACAACUAUACUUGAAAUCAAUAGAAUGUCGUCCAAACAAAACCCGAUCAUAUUAUAGUCUGGCAAAUACAAUUUCAGUUGGCGAAUCAAUCACACUUAAUGAUGGUAAAUCAAUGACACAACAACAACUAUACUUGAAAUCAAUAGAAUGUUAUCCAACCGAUUCCCCAUCAUAUAAUGACCUCGCGUAUACACUUUCAAGAGGUGAAUCAAUCACUCUUCCUAAUGGACAAUCAAUGACACAACAACAACUAUACUUGAAAUCAAUAGAAUGUGGUCCAAAGAAUUAUAAACCCUAUUAUAACCUUGGAAUGACACUAUUUCAAUAUGAAGCUAUCACUCUCAAUAAUGGUUUGAGAAUGAUUAAACAACAACUAUUAUUGGAAUCAUUAAGAUUAGGUCAUCCACAAACAUUGGUUUACCGAGAAAUUGGAUUAACACUUUCGAACAACAAACAAGAAAUUACACUACCAGAUGGUGAGCAAAUGACAAGGAGACAGCUACUUAAAAAAUCAAGAGAUUAA